Molecule: messenger RNA, 1653 nt
Organism: Elaeis guineensis (African oil palm)
Lineage: Eukaryota; Viridiplantae; Streptophyta; Magnoliopsida; Arecales; Arecaceae
Product: nicotinate N-methyltransferase 1
Molecular function (GO): O-methyltransferase activity; protein dimerization activity
Source: RefSeq, a predicted model, not a curated record
AUGGAAAGGAGAAUAGGCUUGAACAUAUUCGACCCGGCCUGGACCCGUCUUUUUUAAAUGGCCGCAUCCCACACCGUAGAUCCCGAAUCCAUUGUGGGCGACGACUCUAAUCGCGAUUGGGGAAAGAGGCGGCGUCUUCUCUACGGAACGAGGACGCGGGCUUCGAUGGCGGCGGCGGGAGGUGGCGGAGAAGACCCGGUGGAGGUCCAGAAGAAGGCCAAUCUGGCGAUGAUGGAGCUCUCGAACAUGAUCGCCGUCCCCAUGUCCCUCCACGCCGUCGUCCGCCUCAACGUCCCCGCCGCCAUCUGGCAGUCCGGCACCAACUCCCCCCUCUCCGCCGCCGAGAUCCUCCCCCUCCUCCGCCCCCCACCGCCCCCCUCCACCGACCCCGGCAACCUCCAGCGCCUCCUUCGCCUCCUCGCCAGCCACGGCGUCUUCACCGAGCACCUCUCCCCCUCAGGCGUCCGCCGAUUCUCCCUCACCCCCGUCGGCCAGACCCUCGUCUCCGCCGCGUCCUCCAACGGCGGCGGCGAAGAUGGACCAUCCUAUGCAGCGUACGUCCUGCAGCACCAUCAGGAUGCGUUGGUUCGGGCGUGGCCGCGGCUCCACGAGGCGGUGCUGGACCCGGCUGGGCCGGAGCCAUUUGCGCGGGCCAACGGCGGGACGCCGGCGUACGCCUACUACGGUGGCGACGGAGAGGCGAACGAGCUCAUGCAGCGGGCCAUGUGGGGAGUCUCCAAGCCCUUCAUGGACGCGUUCCUCAACGGCCACGCCGCCGCCUUCGCUGGAGUCCGCACCGUCGUCGACGUCGGCGGAAGCUCUGGCGACUGCCUCCGGGCCAUCAUGCAGCGCGUCCCGACCGUACAACGCGGCGUCAACUUCGACCUACCGGAGGUGGUCGCCAAGGCGCCCAAGUACCCCGGUAUGACUCAUGUUGGUGGUGACAUGUUCAAAGCCAUUCCAGCAGGUGAUGCUAUUUUCAUGAAGUGGGUACUGAUGACAUGGACUGAUGAGGAGUGCAUGCUGAUACUGAAGAACUGCUACAAAGCCCUGCCAGAAAAGGGGAAGGUGAUUGCUUGCGAGCCAGUGCUCCCAGAAGAGACUGACAACAGCCAGAGAACUCGAGCCCUGCUGGAGAAUGACAUCUUUGUCAUGACCAUUUACCGAGUUCAGGGGAGAGGACGCACCGAGGAAGAGUUCCGGCAGAUAGGGCUCUCGGUCGGAUUCUCCAACUUCAAAGCAUUCUAUUCGGACCAUUUCUACACAAUCCUUGAAUUCCAGAAGUAAUGCUUGAUAGAAGGAAGAAGCUGUCUAUGAGAGAACUUAGAUAUGUUGGAAUCUUAUGCUUCAGUAAUUCGCAUGCUUUUGUCUAUCUUGUACUCUACCUCUCGUUAUCUUUCUGUUUGUAGAGACUUCUAUCUCGUAUUUGUAGAGACUUGUGUCUUGUGUUUCCGAGAGAAUGGCUGUCCUAAUUUGUUCGAAGGCAAAAAGGACACGCCAUUCAAGAUAGAUCAAUAACCGGGUCACCAUAUAAGUCUCAAUUGAUGUUAAUCUGUCGGCAGCUUUCAUUGGAGGUGAAUAAGUGACUCUAGUAAAUGAUGAACCUGUUUGGGAUAUCCUCCUGGUAAUUAUAUUCAACACCUUCAUCGAUCA